AUGCCCGGCGGCGGCUCUCCGCUUGCCGAUGCUGUGUCAUGGCUUGCUAUCUACAUGAUGGGAACGUGCUCCAAAGGAAAACCAUACGCCUUAGAAAGUGGCCUUCUGGCAAGAGUUAUCAAAAGCGUCCGCCAAGCGAUUGCAGAUGCACUCGCGAGUCUCAAGGACGAGACCUUGAGCGCUGUCAUGCUUCUGGAAUUUGGAGAAUACCUGUUCGGUCGAAGGCAUGGAGCGGCCAUGCUUCCUCCCAUGUCCCACCAGAGGGGGGCUGAAGCUCUCAUCAGAAAGCGAGGAGGCUUGAAUUUCAAAGACCACAACGCACUUACGUUGCUGGCUGCUGUGCGAAAUAAUGCCGUCAAUUUGGCGCUGGAUGACGGAAAAGGGACAGUCAAUUGGGACUUGUGGAGCAUUCAGGCCGACAUCGAGCGGCUGGGCCAGUCCUGUACUCCUGCAAUGCAACUCGACGCCCACGCUACUAGCGUUGUAGCUCUCCGGGCCGAGUUUGAUCGGGAGAGCGCCUUGCUAUAUACCGAGUCCGUCCAAAUCAUGCGGGAGAGGUUAGUCGAACUUCUGAGUCGUCUAUCCCUGUGGGAAUAUCAAGCGCCGAAAGAUUGGACGCCUCAUAAAGCCAACCGUUUUCAACAUUGUUAUCCUUCACAAGAUAUUGCAUAUCUUUUCAUUCAGUAUUACCUGCUACGAUUUGAAACUAUUCAGCUGAUGCAGGAAUUGAAUGCAAGAGUGAAGACUCCGGACCGUUCAGGGCAUCAAUUUAAUCAUGCUAAGGAUGUGGUCAACAAUAUCGUGGCAGCAGAAGCUUCGCUUUUGACCAAAGGGAAACCAUCCGUGAAAGAAUGUCUCGAGACAUGUCCUGAUAGAGUGGCCGGGAUGCCACAAGCUACAAUCCAGCAAUGCCUGGCAUCUACGAGGGGUGCCCGGCUUCUUGGAAAAGUCCUGACUCGACUGGAAAACGACUUGCGGAGAGCAUUAACCGCUUCAGAAAUACCGAAGGCAACUUCUACCGACUAUUCCGUCUACUUGAAUUGGGUGAGGAGGGAAAGACAGACAAUCACGGAUGCUCUUGGGGCCUGA
This is a messenger RNA of Fonsecaea multimorphosa CBS 102226, 1089 nucleotides long. RefSeq lists its product as uncharacterized. The record is from RefSeq and is a predicted model, not a curated record. NCBI's taxonomy places the organism in Eukaryota, Fungi, Ascomycota, Eurotiomycetes, Chaetothyriales, Herpotrichiellaceae. The transcript has a single exon. The coding region runs from base 1 to 1089 and encodes 362 amino acids.